CACCACUUGGAGAAAAACUCCAUUCAUUUUAACCUUAGAACGAUCAGCCGCUGUUCUUUUGAAAAGGGUGCUCCCGCAUUCCAGUGUCAUUUUACACUAAUUUUCCCCCACACUAUUUAGCCCUGCUCUACAACUUCUUACACUUCCCCCAUCGUAAUGCAUUUCUGGUGAUAGAAUGUUAAUUAACAUUAAAACGCUGUAGGAGGACAUUUUUCUGUCAGCACAAACAUCAAAAACAAAUGUCUGCUAUUUCAGCAGAGGAACUUCCAUUCAUCAAAAGCAAUGAGAAGAGCAAAGCAUGUUACUGAAGCUGAGCUGUGUUAUUCUACUCAUCAUCCAGAGGGAUACAGAAAGUACACGGGUCAUUGGUGAAUGCAGGAAUGUGGUACUGGGGGAGGAUGUGGACUUAUUCUGCAGACUGGUAGAGACAACUGAGGACCUCGAACAGAUAACAUGGCAGAAAAGUACUUUGGAAGAAACACAGAAACUUCAUUGGCUGCUGAUCUAUCGCAAUGGGGUUAUUGCACCGAAUGGAUUGAGUGGUAGAGUCCAGUUUAUUGGGAACCCAUCAGAAAAUCUUGGAUCUAUUCGAAUAACUGCUGUCAGACUGUUGGAUGAAGGCACCUUCACAUGUAUCUUCAGUGUUUUCCCCAGUGGAACAUACACUACAGAGAUACGUCUGACUGUGCUUGUUCCUCCAGUGGUGAGUGUGACAGUCGAUGUCCCUCCUGUUGUUGGGGAGAAAGAGGUUAUCCUGGUAACCUGUGUGGCUGCUGGUGCCAAGCCACAGGCAGAUGUGAAGUGGAAGACAGGGACAUUGGGCAGUUUGUUGAAGACAGUGACUAACUCCACCCAGCACGCCAACGGAACCACCACAGUACUCAGCCACCUGCUCGGGGUACCAACCAGAGCAGCCAAUCAGCAGCAGGUCCAGUGUGUGGUCAACCAGUCUGCCCUGGCAACAGAAAAUAGCUUCAACUACACCAUAGACAUCCACUAUCCACCUCAGACAGUGAACAUUACUCUUAGUGAGACCUCUCAACCCUCAGCCCUAUGUGUAGCAGAUGGUAACCCACAACCCAACUACACCUGGAGCAGAGAGGGCCAGCCAUGGCCUGGCUCUUCAGUGAGAGCAGAGGGAGGCACACUCAUUCUCCUCAGACUCAGCUCUGAGCUGAAUGGUCUCUAUGUCUGUGAGGCCUCCAACCCCUAUGGACGAGCAACUGGCUCCCUCUAUGUAAACACUUCCUCUGAGACCUCCGCUGCCACGUUCUGCUCGUUGUCAUUCUAUGUCUGUUGCUGCUGCUCCUGCACUUUUAUGAGUUCACCACUUGCAGGCUACAUCACAGCUCGAAGAAACCGCCGGACAGUCUGAGGUGACAGAAGUCAUUGUGAAAGGCUAGGAGAGGUUAGCAGCUUAAAGCACCUGAUCAUUUUUCUAAAUGGAGUGGCUGCCCGAACUGUGUUUGUCUCUCCCCAGGACACCUUUUCCAUUUUCUAAAAAGUCCUGACGUUCUGUGCAUGUGUUAAUUUACGCAAUAAAAGCAGGUCGAACACAGGUCGCGCAGCCUCUACCUUUUCUUAAACAAGUCACCAUUGUCUCCUCUCUUCACCUCUCCUCUCUUCACGUACCUCUCCUCUCUUCACGUACCUCUACUCUCUUCACGUACCUCUACUCUCUUCACGCACCUCUACUCUCUUCACGUACCUCUCCUCUCUUUACCUCGCCUCUCUUCAUGUACCUCUACUU
Messenger RNA from Oncorhynchus keta (chum salmon), 1750 nucleotides. Its product is annotated as nectin-1-like. The coding region runs from base 299 to 1375 and encodes 358 amino acids. The transcript has 10 exons. Gene Ontology annotation, cellular component: adherens junction. The record is from RefSeq and is a predicted model, not a curated record. Gene Ontology annotation, biological process: homophilic cell-cell adhesion; heterophilic cell-cell adhesion. Lineage: Eukaryota; Metazoa; Chordata; Actinopteri; Salmoniformes; Salmonidae.